GGCUUCCUCUCCCACCCCCACGUCCUCAACUCCAUGCUAUCAUUAUACUCCCGCCUUAGAUUAACUCCUGAUGCUAUUAUGCUAUUCAAUUCCUCUACUUAUUCCAUUGACGUCGUUUCUUACAACAUAAUGAUUAAUGGGUAUGUCAAAAUUGGGGACAUUGAGAAUGCGAGAAAGGUGUUCGAUGAAAUGCCUACUAGAGAUGAGGUUUCUUGGAGCUCGAUAAUUGGCGGGUACGCGACAAGUGGGCAGUUGGAUAUAGCGAGGUAUCUGUUUGAGAGGAUGCCGGAGGGUAAGAACGUGGUGACGUGGAACUCGAUGGUGGUGGGGUUUGCCAGGAACGGGAUGGUGGGGCUCGCGAGGAGGUACUUUGACGAGAUGCCAGAGAGGAAUUUGGUGUCGUGGAAUGCGAUGGUGUCGGGGUACGCGAUGAAUGGGGAGAUGGGUUUGGCGAGGGAAUUGUUUGAGGUGAUGGAGGAGAGGGACGUUGUUUCUUGGAGUUGUAUGAUUAAGGGCUAUGCGAUGUGCGGGAAGCACUUGGAUGCGUUGAAGUUGUUUAAGGAGAUGAUGAAGGAAGGUAAAGUGAGGCCGAAUGAAAUUACUAUGGUCAGUGUGUUAUCGGCAUGUGCGAAUCUUUCGGCGUUGGAUCAUGGGGAGUGGAUUCAUGAUUAUAUUGAUAGGAAUGGAAUGGCUUUGGAUGAUGAUUAUAAUCUUGGGGCGGCGUUGAUUGAUAUGUACUUCAAAUGCGCAGCUAUGGAGUCUGCACUUGAUGUGUUUCAUUCAUUGAAUCGAAAGAAUGUCUCAAGCUGGAAUUCUUUGAUCACUGGAUUAGGGAUUAAUGGGCUAGCAUCCGAUGCUCUGUGUGCAUUUGAGAAGAUGCAAAGAUCAGGAAUAAAACCGAAUGAUAUUACAUUUCUCGCGGUAUUAAAUGCUUGCACCCAUGGAGGUUUAGUUGAAGAAGGGCGACAGUAUCUCAAGAAAAUGUAUGAAGUUUAUGGGGUUCAACCUGAAAUCAAGCAUUACGGAUGUAUGAUUGAUUUGUUAGGACGAGCUGGGUUGUUGGAAGAGGCGGAGGAGAUGGUUAAGAGGAUGCCAAUGAAGCCAGAUGUGAUGGUAUUGGGAGCACUUCUCGGUGCGUGUCAGAUUCAUGGAAAUGUGGAAGUUGCAGAGAGAGUAAAGAAUGAGUUUCUCGAACUGAACUUGCAGCAAGCGGGUUGCCAUGUUCUAUUGUGUAAUAUCUAUGCUACUGCUGAUCGGUGGGCUGAUGUGUCUCGGAUGAGAGAUAAUUUGAAGGGGAUGGGGAUUAAGAAGAAAGCUGGAUCUAGCUCUGUUGAAUUUGACGGAGAGUAUCGUUGACAGAUUUGAAUGCAAGUGGUAAGGAUGCACGUCUAUCUUAGCACCAUUGGUGAGAGAUCUCAGUUCUAUUUCAUUUGGAUGGCUAUGUUACGAAAUAGAAUCCAACGGUAGGUGGAGAUUGCCAUUUUUUCGUCAAGCGGCUGUGGCUACUGUUCAUAGGAUUCUUGUUGAGAGAUCUCAGUUCUAUUUCAUUUGAAGGAUUGAUCUUGGUUUUACCUUUAAUUUAGUCAAUGAAGGUAACAUACGAUGAAGGGAAUCAGGAAGGGACGGCUCAUAAUCUUUGAUUCGGAAGGGAUAAACAUGGGAAGACCCAAGUUAAAAGCAAAGAGAGGCUUGCAAAAACCCUUCUGAACAUGAUCCGUGUUCUCUCCAUGAGAAAUGAUUUGGAAAUGGCUGUGCUAAUUAUACACUAGAGAUUAAAUGGAAGUUCCUGUCGGUUCCAUGACGAUUAUAUUAGCCAUGACUUGUAACUUUAUCUUCCCCACUGCAAAACAUGAGGUUAUGAAGAUGGUGGGUGAAAGUAAACAGAUUGGUUGAUCGAAAUACAGGGAAUAUGAUCUCAACAACUUCAUGCACACAAGUCUCAAAGAACUUCCAAGGUGGUACGAAUAUUGCCCAAACAAGCUGAGGGGCGAGCAUCGAGUCACCGAAGCUGAUGAUUCUUAUUUCAGCAAGGCCUUCGAAAGGAGGAUGGAGCUUCUUACACCUUCCAAGCUCAUUCCAUAAUGUAAGCGUCCUUCACAUGUCUGCAGUUUUUCUCGUAAAAAAAUU
Messenger RNA from Asparagus officinalis (garden asparagus), 2127 nucleotides. Its product is annotated as pentatricopeptide repeat-containing protein At4g02750-like. The coding region runs from base 34 to 1356 and encodes 440 amino acids. Gene Ontology annotation, biological process: RNA modification. The record is from RefSeq and is a predicted model, not a curated record. The transcript has a single exon. Gene Ontology annotation, molecular function: protein binding; RNA binding. Lineage: Eukaryota; Viridiplantae; Streptophyta; Magnoliopsida; Asparagales; Asparagaceae.